ACCAAUGCAUUUUGGGAUAAAGAAGGGUCCAUAGUUGGGUAGUGGAAAGACCGAGAACGUGAGAUGAAUUUUUGUGCUCACAUUUCUUCAGCUAUCGUUUUGAUAAAAUAAUAGCGGGUAAUAAUACUAUCACCAAACUUUAAUCGGCCGUGUGUGUGCUACAGCCGUAGGAAAAAUGGGAGCAGAUAAACGGAUAAGCCGGACAGAACGUAGCGGGAGAUAUGGUUCCGACCAGUCCCGUGAUGAAUCCGAGUGGCGCGACAGACGAGAGAGAGACCCAGAGCGUGAACACAACAUGCGCCGCUGGGGUGAAGAGAGACGUAACGAUCGUUAUGAAGGUGAUCGCCGGGGAUCAAGAGACAGUCCUGAGCAAAGAGAGAGGAAACGACGUAACAGCGACAGAUCAGAAGAUGGUUAUCAUUCGGACGGUGACUACCCAGAGCAGGAUUACAGACGGGAGCCAGGAGAGGAGAAGAAAAGCAAGACCAUAAUGCUCUGGGGUCUGUCUCCUCAAGUUACCGAGGAUGAUAUUCGUUUUGCCAUAGACCAACUGGAGGGGCCCCAGCCAGUGGAUGUCAGACUGAUGAAAAAGAAAACAGGUAUAAGCCGUGGUUUCGCCUUCGUGGACUUUUAUCACUUGCAAGAUGCUACCCGAUGGAUGGAGACCAAUCAGAAACUUCUGAACAUCCAAGGCAAAAGCGUGGACAUGCACUACAGCCACCCCAGAAACAAAUACGAAGACUGGCUCUGCAGCACUUGUGGCCUGUACAAUUUCCGGAGGAGGCUGAAGUGCUUCAGGUGUGGAGCAGCCAAAGCUGAAAGUGAAACUGGCAAUAACACUGGAGUCUCUGAAACUCAACCCAGUGGAGAUUUCUAUGGCGACACAAUCAUCCUGAGAAACAUUGCUCCUCUGACCACUGUGGAAGCCAUCAUGGCAGCCUUGGCACCAUACGCCAAUCUAUCUUCUAACAACAUUCGCCUCAUCAAGGACAAGCAGACAGGCCAGAACAGAGGUUUUGCCUUCGUGCAGCUGUCUUCUCCUCUGGAGGCUUCUCAGCUGCUAACCAUCUUGCAGGGACUGCAGCCUCCGCUAAAACUGGAUGGAAAAACAAUUGGAGUGGAUUAUGCCAAGAGUGCUAGAAAGGACCUUUUGCUACCUGAUGGGAAUCGUGUCAGCGCGUUCUCUGUAGCCAGCACAGCCAUUGCUGCCGCCCAGUGGUCCUCAACUCAGUCUCAGCAGAGCUCAGAGGGAAUGUCUGAGUACAGCUACCUGCAAGAAGGCUAUGCUCCACUGGCGCCGGACUACCAGUCAUACUACCAGCAGGGAGCAGGAGCCAGCACCUCCCAGGGAAAUGGGAUUCUAGGAGCUGCCCCGGGUGUGAAGAUUGUUCCGACACCAGUCGGAGUAGUAAUAUCACAGAAUGCUCAAGUCUACCAACCCCAUAUAAUCGCACAGCCUGCUGUGCAGGCAUUGUCACUUGCUCAUCAGCUGGAGGCAAAACCCCAGACGGGACACCUUUCAGGCAUUGCAGCUGCAUCUGUGCCGGCUGCCGCUGUAGCUGCUGCCGCUGUUGCUGCCAGUACAUCAACAGUGUCUGGACAGCUAACGGACACCAACACUGCUGUUCCUGACAUAUCCAGCUAUCAGUAUGAUGAGUCCUCUGGCUACUACUAUGAUCCUCAAACUGGUCUCUACUAUGACCCAAAUACACAUUACUACUACAACUCUCAGACUCAGCAGUAUUUGUAUUGGGAUAGUGAGAAGCAGACAUACGUACCCGCCACAAACACAAAUGCUGAAAACGCAGCAAGUGGCUCUACAGGAACGGGCAACAAAGAACCUAAAGAAGGCAAAGAGAAAAAGGAAAAGCCCAAAAGCAAAACUGCUCAGCAGAUUGCUAAAGACAUGGAGCGGUGGGCUAAAAGUCUCAACAAGCAGAAAGAGAACUUCAAAAGUAGCUUUCAGCCUAUUAGUCAAGAAGAGCGGAAGGAGGCAGCAGCUGCUGAUGCUGGAUUCACACUGUUUGAAAAGAAGCAGGCAGGUCUAGAUAGACUCAUGCCAGAAAUGCUAAGGACCCCUGAAGAGGAGCCACCAACCAGCUCAGCCACCACUUCAAAGUGUGGUCUUGUGGCAGCAUACAGUGGAGACAGUGAUCCUGAGGAAGGAGGAUCAGAGCCCGAUGGUUGUGAUAGCAGCCAGGACAAGCUGACAGACUGGAAGAAGUUGGCUUGCUUGCUGUGUAGGAGGCAGUUUCCCAAUAAAGAGAGCCUUAUUAGACACCAGCAACUCUCUGAUCUUCACAAGAAAAACCUGGAAGUUCUCCGCAGAUCCAAAAUGACUGAAGCCGAGCUGGAGGAGUUGGAAAGAAAAGAGACGGAGAUGAAGUAUAGAGACAGAGCAGCUGAGAGGAGAGAAAAAUAUGGGAUCCCAGAACCACCAGCGCCUAAAAAGAAGAAAUUCAGUCAACCAGCACCCGUCAUUAACUACGAGCAACCGACAAAAGAUGGCCUUAACAGCGACAAUAUUGGGAACAAAAUGCUUCAGGCCAUGGGCUGGAAGGAGGGCAAAGGUCUUGGUCGCAAUCAGCAGGGCAUCACUACUCCAAUAGAGGCACAGUUGAGAACAAAAGGAGCAGGUCUUGGCACUAAAGGCACCAACUACACCCUGUCUGCUUCAGACACAUACAAAGACGCAGUCCGCAAAGCCAUGUUUGCUCGCUUCACUGAAUUGGAAUGAUACAUCAGGCUCAUCGACAGAAGGAAAACAGCUGUUUUUAAUAAGUUGAUGAUUAUACCUCUUGCCAUAAACCAGACUGUAGGAAACAAUCUAUAGGGUGGCAUACUGAGAUGGUUAAUUCUCUCAUCUUCUACUGCCACUUAUCCCAGCUAUGGUUAAAAAAUAUAAUUUAUAAAUUGUACAUAUGCACAGUCAAUUUCUUUCCUGGUUUACAUAUUUCUUUUGAGAUCUAUAGUAAUGACAGUUUUGUUUCUGCAUGUUAAAAAUGUACAGUUUAUACAAAAUCUUGUCUAUUUGUACAGGAAAUAAAUGACAUGAGACAUU
This is a messenger RNA of Mugil cephalus (flathead mullet), 3061 nucleotides long. RefSeq names its product RNA binding motif protein 5 (gene rbm5). Gene Ontology annotation, biological process: mRNA splicing, via spliceosome. Gene Ontology annotation, cellular component: nucleus. The record is from RefSeq and is a predicted model, not a curated record. Lineage: Eukaryota; Metazoa; Chordata; Actinopteri; Mugiliformes; Mugilidae. Gene Ontology annotation, molecular function: RNA binding. Bases 176 to 2737 code for a protein of 853 amino acids. The transcript is spliced from 25 exons.